This is a messenger RNA of Acipenser ruthenus (sterlet), 1921 nucleotides long. Its product is annotated as caveolae-associated protein 2-like. The coding region runs from base 243 to 1556 and encodes 437 amino acids. The transcript has 2 exons. NCBI's taxonomy places the organism in Eukaryota, Metazoa, Chordata, Actinopteri, Acipenseriformes, Acipenseridae. Gene Ontology annotation, molecular function: protein kinase C binding. Gene Ontology annotation, cellular component: caveola; cytoplasm. The record is from RefSeq and is a predicted model, not a curated record.
GAGAGGGGGGGGGGGACAAGUUCUUUGAAAAAGGGGAGGAGAAUCUCAGGCUGAAGUGAAGUUCUCUGACUGCGCUGGAAACUCUAAGCUCACUGUGGAGGAGAGCACACACUGGAGAGGAAAGGAAAAAGAAAAGGAACGAGAAAUACAUUGCUCAAACAGAAAAUAAAACACACCAGGAAGAGAAGGAAAAUAAAAGCUGCCCCAGGUGAAGAAAAGCUUUUUUUUAUUUAUCUGACGACAUGGGUGAAGACGGAGUUCAGGCAGAGAAGAGCAGCAUGGUCUCCCCCCACGAGACCCAGGAGCUGGUGGUGCCCAGCCCCAGCCCGGUGCACUCCUCUCCCUCCCAGAGCCAGAGCCUCACCCUGCUGACCACGGGCCAGGCCCAGGCCGAGGGGGCACUGCACGAUGGCUCGCAGGUCAGCGCCAUCACCGUGCUCACGCUGCUCAACAAGCUGGUCAACAUGCUGGAUGUGGUGCAGGAGAACCAGCACAAGAUGGAGCACCGACAGACCGAGAUGGACCAUGCCAUCCGCGGCAUCCAGAGCGACAUGACCAAACUCUCCAAGAGCCACUCCUCCACCUCCAACACCGUGAGCAAGCUGCUAGAGAAGUCACGCAAGGUCAGCGUCCACAUGAAGGAAGUCAAGGACAAGAUGGACAAGCAGGCCACGCAGGUCAGGAAGCUGGAGGCCAACCACGCCCACCUGCUCAAGAGGAACAACUUCAAAGUGCUCAUCUUCCAGGAAGAAAACGAAAUCCCGUCCAGCGCCUUCGUGAAGGACGCUGUCCCCUACCCGCGAGGGACUGAGGGCGAGGAGCUUGUGGACAGCAACAAGCCCCUGGAGGAGACACUGCAGACGGUGAACCUGUCCUCGGACGAGGAGAUCUGCCCGGAUGAGGAGGAGGAGGGCAGCCUCCACGAGGAGAAGCUGGAGCAAUCCCGCGCCGAGAAGAUCAAGCGCUCCAGCCUGAAGAGGGUGGACAGCCUGAAGAAGGCCUUCUCGCGGCAGAACAUCGAGAAGAAGAUGAGCAAGAUCGGGACCAAGAUCGUGUCCCCUGAGAAGAGAGAGAAGAUCAAGAAGAGUCUCACCCCCAACCACCAGAAGACCAGCAGCUCCAAGAGCUCAUCCUUUAAGGUGACUCCUCUCACCUUCAACGUCAAGAAGAACAGGGAAGGAGAAACUUCCGUCACCCCCAAUACACCAACCACUGCCAGGGAGUCUCCAACAGCCAUGGCCUCCAUUGAGCUGGAGCCCCUCAGCAGCCCUGGGGAAGAUGUCUCCUUCUCGGAGGUCCACUCUGAGCUGUCUGCAGCCCUGGAUGAGGUGAAGGCCGCCGCGGAUUCCCUGCAGAAGGAGAUCAGGUUGGAGGAGAGCAGUGUGGCCGUGGGUGACAUGGAGAUGGAGCUUACCAUCAUGGAGUCACUGGAGGAUGAAGCUGAGAUCCUGGAGUACACCACAUCCUCCACCCUCAGACAGGAAGAACAACAGCCCUCGGCAGAGGAAACCUCUGGGGAGCCUGCCGUGCAGCCAGCUGUGCUCAACCUGGAUUAGUCAUCGUCACCCUGUGCCUUCGGAAAGGAGGUGUUCUCCUCAGUGUGGAUCGUGAAAUGGCUCCUGGGGUGCUCUAAGCUUUCCUUGCCUCUUCCACCCUCACCAUCACACCCAAUCACAUGGCCUUGUAUGGAUCACCCAUUACCAAACAAUUGAUGUUCUAGUCUUGUUUUUAGAUUUCAUGUGUGAUGUCUGUCUGUCUGCCUGUCUUUGUUAUCCACUUUAAUAACUUAAAUCACUCAGUCACCCUACAGUAUCUAAAUACAAUUAAAUAUCUAGUCAUAAAUCUGUAUAAUUAUCCAGCAUUUUGUAUGUGUCGGUCUAUCUAUUUACAUAUCUCAGUAAAAUUAAUUUUCCUAUUUUAA